Bufo gargarizans (Asiatic toad) is the source of this 3708-nucleotide messenger RNA. It is a transcript of the gene SLC35C1, whose product is annotated as solute carrier family 35 member C1. Gene Ontology annotation, molecular function: antiporter activity. The record is from RefSeq and is a predicted model, not a curated record. The transcript is spliced from 3 exons. Gene Ontology annotation, cellular component: Golgi apparatus. NCBI's taxonomy places the organism in Eukaryota, Metazoa, Chordata, Amphibia, Anura, Bufonidae. Gene Ontology annotation, biological process: protein O-linked glycosylation via fucose; GDP-fucose import into Golgi lumen. Bases 55 to 1203 code for a protein of 382 amino acids.
GUCAACCCCGGAAAGAUCAGCGUUUGGAGCUGUCGCUGCAGCCUGGUGUCAGGGAUGAGAGCCGGGCAGCACUACAGCCCCCUGUGGGAGGAACGUUCCGGCGCCCCCUUGUGGCAGGAGCGGGCUCUGAAACGCUCCAGCAUCCUGAGGAUGGCGCUGUCUGGAGAUGGGGACCCGGAGAAGGAGUCUAGGGAGCCCUUCCUACUGAGGGCUAUGAAGAUCGCCCUGGUGGUCACCCUCUACUGGUUCAUCUCCAUCACCAUGGUCUUCCUGAACAAGUACCUGCUGGACAGCCCCUCCCUGAAGCUGGACGCCCCCCUUUUUGUCACCUUCUACCAGUGCCUGGUCACCGUCCUCCUGUGUAAAGUGCUCAACCUGCUCUCCUUGGUCAUCCCUGGAGAGAUGAUGGAGUUCCCUUCCAUCCGCUUUGACCUCAAAGUCCUGCGGAGCAUCCUGCCCCUGUCCGUGGUCUUCAUCGGCAUGAUCACCUUCAACAACCUGUGCCUGAAGUACCUUGGCGUGGCCUUCUACACGGUGGGCAGGUGCCUCAGUACCGUCUUCAAUGUGCUCCUGUCCUACAUCCUGCUGAAGCAGACCACGUCUCUGUACGCCUUGCUGUCCUGCGGGGUCAUCCUAGGUGGCUUCUGGCUGGGCAUAGACCAGGAGGGCGCAGAGGGCACCUUAUCCUGGGCUGGCAUAUUCUUCGGCGUCCUGGCCAGCUUGUGCGUGUCGUUGAACGCCAUUUACACCAAAAAGGUCCUCCCGGCGGUGGACGGCAGCAUCUGGCGCCUGACCUUCUACAACAACGUGAACGCCUGCAUCCUCUUCUUACCCCUCCUGCUGGUAUUCGGGGAGCUGAGCGUCCUCAGUGCCUUCGAGCAUCUUUACUCCUCGCACUUCUGGGGCAUAAUGACUCUGGGAGGUAUUUUUGGCUUUGCUAUAGGCUACGUGACUGGACUUCAGAUUAAAUUCACCAGUCCCCUCACCCACAACAUCUCCGGCACCGCCAAGGCCUGCGCCCAAACUGUACUCGCCGUAUUUUAUUACCAACAGACCAAGAGCUUCUUGUGGUGGACGAGCAAUGCGAUGGUGCUGGGGGGCUCCUUCAGCUAUACGUGGGUGAAGGGCCUGGAGAUGAAGAAGACGCAAGAUCAGAACGUGCAAACCAACGGCAACGAGGAGAAGAGUUCCUCGGGGGUGUAACGCCCAAUCAUGGGGACGAUGCACAAGGACACCUGCUGGACUGGUGUGUAUGGACCAUGGUGGUUCUUCCUUACCUAGACGCCUCAUCCGUCGAUAGACCCACCGCCCUGGCCUGGAUUUCCGUAUGUGAUGCGUACAGAUGGCCACAUGAAGAGCAAUCCCAUGUUACGUAGAUUUCUAUGAUGGCCAUUGUGCAGGAUGUCUGUGUAUCCCACCGUGGGCUACACUGGUAUCCGAUAAAACAUAUGUAAAUCCACCAUUUCUUGGUUAUCUCUGAGGGGGUCACGACCAAUGUGGCCCCCCUGAGUCUCGCAUCCAGCUUUCCCAGGGUCCUGAAUGGUAUAUGCGGCGAGCAUACCCCACUCCCUACAGAUUUGCUGAGUCCUAGAAAAGAUGGGUUAUACCUUAUACAGGCUGAAGGGGAAACGUGGUAUUACAAGGCGUCCCUUGAAAUAAAUGGCGGCCCAUUAACGUAUGGUUUGCCAAAUUAUCCAAAGAGCUGACUGAAUAGAAUUGGAUCAUUCCACCUCCGGGGUUAAAAAAACAAAACAUGGCCGCUCUCUUCCAAAAACAGCGCCACACCCAUCCACAGGUGGUGUGUGGUGUCACAGCUUGGCCACAUUCACUUGAAAGGAGAUGACGUGCAGUACCAGGUACAACCUAUGGACAGCUGUGGCGCUGUUUUUGUAAGAAAGCAGCCAUGUUUUUCGUAUCCUGGACACCCCUUUUAGGCCCUAUGCACACAGCUGUAUUUUUGGUACUUUUUAAUUUUUUUGGGGAUCGGAUGCGGACCCAUUUAUUUUAAUGGGGGCUGCAAAACAUAUGGAUAGAGUGCCAUGUGCUGUCUGCAUCCGUAUGUCCGUCCCGCAGUCCAUUUUGCGGACAAGGAUAGGACAUUUCUACAGGACUUAAAAAUAAAAUGGCGGCAGGCUCUCGACGGGUAUCUUUGUUUUUGCAGAUCCGCAAUAUGCAGACUGCAAAAUGGAUACGGUUAUGUGCAGGGGCCCUUAAAGGGGUAUUCCGAUAUACAAGGGUGUGGCUCUCACCUCUAGAAACCGCUCCUAUCUGAAAAACAGGGCCCCAUGGAGAGGUGUAUGCACGUGCGUGGCCUUCACCAUUCAUUCCUAUGGGAAUCUGGGAGGGCCGCGAAUGCCCAGCUACCUCUCCCUUUAUGGCGGGGCCCUGUUCUUGAGGUAGGUGCAGGUUCCCAUUUUUGGGACAAAAUUUUUAUAUGAAGUAUAAUUGCAGGUGAUUUUAGAAUUUUUAUCGACUGGACAGAAGAGGAGGACGUGCCUUUUCGAGUGCUGUUACAUAGGAAACUGUGGCCUGUGGUACAGGGUGAAGUCAAUCAUCUGUAUUAUGUUUACAAUCUUCUACAGCGUACUGCUGAUCGUAGCUAUGAUUUCCUAAAAUCAAACAGAAAAAACUUUAUUACCUUUUGUAACUAAAUAUCUGCCUUUUGACUUGCUCCUCUUUGUACAAAACUUUAUUUGUUCUUUUUGUGAGUGACUGUAUUAUCAGGGGGACAUCUAUGGGCAUUCUCUAUCAACCAAUCAGAUUCCAGCUUUCAUUUUUGCAGAGCAGCUUUCAGCAUGAAAGAUGUGAUCUGAUUGGUUGCUGUGGGCAAACCCUGACUUCUGUUAAACUAAUGUGUCCUUGAUGCCCUUAGCAACCAAUCAGAAUUGAGGUUUCUUCCUUUCAGGGUAAAAAAUAAAAUGGUGCCUGAUCUAACAUGGCAGAUUUUUUGUGACUGCUUUUUCAGAGGGGUUGCCCGAUGAAGACAACUUAUCACCUAUCCACAAGAUAAGGGGAUAAGUGUCUAACCCCUGGGGCCCCUGACAUUCACAAGAGUCGGGGCCCAUGUGCACUGCUUCUCCAUUCCGCUCUAUGGGGCUGCCGGUAAAACCUAAGCACUUGUGUGUCUGGCACUCCAUUCAAGUAGGGAGCACGGGCCCCCAUUCUUGUAAAUCACAGGGGCCCCAGUAGUCAGACCCCCAACAUUUAGACACAUGUUGUCUUAAUGGGGCAACCCCUUUAAGGAUGUAUUCCCGUUUUAUGAAGUGCUGGCAUGUCACUACAAUAUGAUCAGUGAGGGUCUGACCUCUGGGACCCCCACCAGUCCUGAGAAUGCAGGGGCCACCAAGCUGGUGUAGUUACUGUUUUUUCCUGCACGGCUGGUGGUUAGGGUGCUGUGCAUGGAAAAAACUGAAGGGGACCCAAGCGCUACACCAUCUCUGUGGCCCUGUGAUUGUCAGAAUUUGGGGGGGGGGGUCCCCAAAGGUCAGACCCCCACUAAUGAUGUGACUACAUACCCUAGCAAUUUGGGAAGACCUCUAGGACACGUUGAUAAAUCUGCAUCACAUCCUGAGACUUGGAGCUCGUGUUUCGCCGCGAGAUGAGCGAUGUGGUUGAGGAGGUCGUACGUCAGCUCUCCUGUAUGAGGCUGUUAUUAUUUAUGGCAGUUGUUAAAUCUUUUAUAAUAUGUAAUAAAAUCCUGUCAUUUGG